Molecule: messenger RNA, 1131 nt
Organism: Cucumis sativus (cucumber)
Lineage: Eukaryota; Viridiplantae; Streptophyta; Magnoliopsida; Cucurbitales; Cucurbitaceae
Product: peptide methionine sulfoxide reductase B1, chloroplastic
Exons: 5
Coding region: 377-991 (204 amino acids)
Biological process (GO): protein repair; response to oxidative stress
Cellular component (GO): cytoplasm
Molecular function (GO): peptide-methionine (R)-S-oxide reductase activity
Source: RefSeq, a predicted model, not a curated record
ACCCAUUAGAAUUAAUCCAUAAAUAAAAUCAUCGAUAAAAAUGAGUUUAACCAAAUAAAAAUAAAAAUAGAGUGUAUUCAAUAUGGAAGAAUGAUAGGCAUACAUCGCCAUGUAAAAUAAACGUGGCCAACACAAGACCACUUAAGCUACGACAGGGCAACUUCUCAUCCACCCAAUCAAAUGCCCCUUCAGCGUUCAAUCCAACCACCCAGACUCCAUCAAUCAUCUAAAACACUCCAUCAUGCGUCUGAGAUUGCAGAUUGUUCAUUUCUUAAUCAAUUUUCCUCACUACAUGAGCCUUACCCUCCCCCCUCGGGCCUCCGCUGGUGAGUACUUGAAUCAAAACUAAAAGCCCAAGUUCCUUCCUCCUUUUAAUAUGUCGACAAUGGCUGCCAGAAGUUUGAAUUUAUCUUUUCUUCCAACUGGGUUUAUAAGUACUUCAAAAACCCAACAAAGUUUCAACUUUGUUUCUUUUUCUUCUCCUCCAAGUUUCAGAGCAAUCAAAAACAAAAAGCUUUCAUCAUCUUCUACCAGAGUAAUGGGCUGCUCUUCCUCCUCUUCCCAGAAACCAGAUGGCAUCAAAGAGGCUGGCACCGUGAAUUACAAAUCUUUAAGCGAUGAUGAAUGGAAGAAGCGGCUCACGGGAGAGCAGUUUUAUAUUACCCGUCAGAAGGGAACUGAGAGAGCUUUUACUGGUGAGUAUUGGAACACCAAAACGGCAGGGAUAUACCACUGUAUAUGUUGUGACACACCUCUGUUUGAAUCAUCUACUAAAUUUGACAGUGGAACUGGUUGGCCAUCAUAUUACCAACCUGUUGGUGAUAAUGUCAAAUCCAAGCUAGACCUUUCCAUCAUUUUCAUGCCUAGAGAGGAAGUUCUUUGUGCUGUCUGUGAUGCUCAUCUGGGCCAUGUAUUUAACGAUGGACCGCCGCCAACUGGGAAACGUUACUGCAUCAAUAGUGCGGCACUGAAAUUGAAGCCAGAUAAGUGAUGGUGAAGAUAUUAACAUACCUGCCUGCGAAUUCUGUAACUGAAACCCGUAAUCAUUACAUGUUUGUGCUUAUAAACUGAGGACUCUCGAAAGAUGUACACGUUUAUUGGGCUGAAUGAAAAUAAUUUCAUUGGGUUGUA